UUGAGGUGACUAAACUUCUUGGUGUAACCCUAGAUUCUAAACUGUCCUGGUCAAAACAUGGUUAUACAACAGUAGCUAAGAUGGAGAGAUGUCUGUCCAUUCUACAUUUUUAAAUUUAACUUUAUUUAACUAGGCAAGUAAGUUAAAUAAAAGCAAUGCUCUGCCUUACCAGCACUAUCAACAAGGCAGGUCCUACAGGCUCUAACACCUGGACUACUGCUCAGUCGUGUGGUCAGGUGCUACAGAGGGACCUCGGAAAAUUACAAUUGGCUCAGAACAGGGCAGCACUGGACUGUGAAGAGCUACAGAAGACACAUGAAUACGCACAAACAUGGAUAAUGACGCCGAAGGAGAUGGCCACCAUUUUACGAUCCCAUAACCUAUUGUGUAUGUUUUUUCGUGUUAUUUGUAACUUAUUUUGAACAUUAUGUUUCUGCCACCGUGUUUUAUGACCAAAAAGAGCUUCUUGAUAUCAGGGCAGCAAUUACUCAACCUGUACUGGAGGAAUUCGUCUUCGAGUCGGAUGGAAAGGAUUUACUCCAGACACCCGACAGGCCCUCAUCCCCGUCAUUCACAGGAGGAAAAGAUGAAGAUAUCGUCGUCCGGAUGCCUUGUAAGGAUCCGUCACUGAGAGGGUGUACUCUACGGUGUACUCUAUCAUCACGGUGUUCGGCCUGGCCGGUAAUGGUUUUGCCCUGUUGGUUCUGGUUAAAACAUUCCGUCAGCGUUCUGCGUUCCACAUCUACAUGUUGAACCUGGCCGUGUCCGACCUGCUGUGUGUCUCCACGCUGCCGCUACGGGUCCUCUACUACGUUAAUAAGGGUCAGUGGAACCUGGGAGACUUCCUGUGCAGGGUUUCGUCCUAUGCCCUCUACGUGAACCUCUACUGCAGCGUGUUCUUCAUGACGGCCAUGUCCGUCACGCGCUUCCUCGCCAUCGUGUUCCCCGUGCAGAACCUGCGCCUGGUCUCAGAGCGCCGCGCCCGUCUGGUGUGUGUCUGUAUCUGGGUGUUCAUCUGCACUGUCUCCUCCCCCUUCCUCAUGACUGGUCAGCACCACGACCCAGCCACCAAUAAGACCAAGUGCUUCGAGCCUCCAGAGCGCAGCACAGGGGGCGGGCUUAACAAGCUCAUCAUGCUCAACUACUUCUCAUUGGUCGUGGGCUUCGUGCUUCCUUUCUUGGUCAUCCUGCUGUGCUAUGCUGGGAUUAUCCGGGCCCUGCUGUCACGGCAACACACUGCGCAGCGCCAGAAGGGGGCGGGGUCUAAGGCCAUCAGAAUGAUUGUCAUAGUGAUGCUGGCGUUCCUGCUGUGCUUCAUGCCGUACCACAUCCAGCGCUCCGUCCACCUCAGCUUCCUGUCCCAGACUGCCACUUCCUGUUCGGAGCUGGUGUACAUGCAGAAGAGUGUGGUGGUGACACUCUGUCUGGCUGCCUCCAACACCUGCUUCGACCCCCUGCUCUACUUCUUCUCUGGAGAGGGCUUCAGACGACGCCUGUCAACCUUCAGGUCCACUAGCAGGACACAGAGACAACCAGCUGCAGAGACAGGGGCACAGCCACCGUUAGGGAGGGGAACACGCUUUGAGUGAGUGAGUGAGUGAGUGAGUGAGUGAGUGACGCACACAAGCCUAAGAUCACAAUGCCAAGCUCAUUUUCAUGGUUUGGGCUAGGCCCCUUAGUUCUAGUAAAGGGAAAUCUUAACACUACAGCAUACAAUGACAUUCUAGACCAUUCUGUAGUUCCAACUUUGUGGCAACAGUUUGGGGAAGGCCUUUUCCUUUUUCAGCAUAAUGUCCCUAUGCACAAUGCAUAUGGAGUUGGUCCCCCUUUGCUGCAAUAUUGGCCUCACCUCUUCUGGGAAAUCUUUCCACUAGAACAUUGCUUGCUUGCUUCAAUUCAGCCACGAGCAUUAGUGAGGUUGGGCGCUGAUGUUGGGCGAUUAGGCCUGGCUCGCAGUCGGCAUUCUAAUUCAUCCCAAAGAUGUUCGAUGGGGUUGCGGUCAGGACUCUGUGCAGGCCAGUCAAGUUCUUCCACACUGAUCUCGACAAACCAUUUCUGUAUGGGCCUCGCUUUGUGCACUGGGGCAUUGUCAUGCUGAAACAGGAAAGGGCCUUGCCCCAACUAAGUUGGAAGCACAGAAUUGUCUAGAAUGUAAUUGUAUGCUGUUGCGUUAAGAUUUCCAUCGCUGGAACUAAGUGGCCUAGCCUGAACCAUGAAAAACAACAAAUUAUUCCUCCUCCACCAAACUUUACAGUUGGCACUAUGCAUUGGGGCAGGUAGCGUUCUCCUGGCAUCCGCCAAACCCAGAUUCGUCCAUCGGACUGCCAGAUGGUGAAGCGUGUUUUCUUGCGCCUACCUAGGUAAAAUUCUAGAUGGCGGAUUAAAACAAGGCUAUACCCUCCAGAAAUUGACCAUUGGACUUAAAAAAAUGGCUGAUUGACUAAGUUUGUAGGUGCAACAGUUUUUGUUAAAUUUAUCAUUUCAAAUCGGCCUCACGUGCACAUUUCUGUCCGUUAAGAAACAACGAUGUGCUACCUUUUGGUAGCAUUUCGGACAAUGCUAACAUAUUUUUUUAGCUGAAACUCAGAGUUCUAACACUGGGUCAGUUGCUUGGCAACAACACAGCUGCUUGCACCAUGCUGCCAGUCAUAAGAAGUGUAUGGAACAAACCAAGACUACUGUAUAUAGAUAGCUUUCGAUACCACCAUAUAGCUGAGGUUAAAUCAAUACAUUUAAAGAGAUAUUUUUAUUAGCUAGGUAGCUAAUGCUACCUAGCUAACAUUAGCUUGCUUGUACAAAGUCCAGCAGCUAGCCUCUGUAGCUAGCUAUCACCAGUCAGCUGAAAGCUAACUAGCAAACAAAGAGACAAAUACAUGUAGCUAGCUAGCUAACAUAAUGUUAUACCAGUCAGGUGAGAGCUAACAUUGGGUAGGUAGCUAACCAAUAAGUAAGGAACGCUAGCUAGCUAGCUAUAUUUUGCCAAUAAGAUUUUUCACAUAAUGCUGAAAUCAUCAUGUGUAAACUGCUGAUCUACUUACAUGUAACCAGAGCACAAACAAACUAGCUAAUGUCCUUGGCUGCUAUGAUAGCCAAUUAACUUUAGCUAGCUAAGUAACCUUAGCAAACGUGUAUGGCCACUUCAUGCAUGACAAUAUAUCAUAACUAUUUAGUUAAUGUUAAGUCUAAAACCACCAAACUUUGGGAAACUGCCAUACUCAUCACGUUUAUUUGCAUUGAUCAAGCUACGGUAAUUUACAUUUUAGUCAUUUAGCAGACGCUCUUAUCCAGAGCGACUUACAGUAGUGAAUGCAUACAUUUAAUAAAUAUAUUUUUUUUGUACUGGCCCCCCAUGGGAAUCGAACCCACAACCCUGGCGUUGCACACACCAUGCUGGCGUUGCACACACCAUGCUGGCGUUGCAAACACCAUGCUCUACCAACUGAGCCACAGGGAAGACAUGGACUAACAUUGCAGUUAGCUAUGCUACAUAUCCUCGACUAAGAAGAACCAAGACCACGACACAAACCAUAGCCGAGAAAACGAAUUGAUUUGUUGAGAUACAGUAAGUUAGCGAUGUUGAACCGCAUAUAGUUAAGAACCCCAAACGCACAUAGAAACCGAACCUCAGUUGUGCAUGCUUACCAGACUGACAGUAUUGCUGUUUCAAACAUUGGUCGAAUAAAUACCAGCUCCGGCAUAAACUCCC
Messenger RNA from Salmo salar (Atlantic salmon), 3706 nucleotides. The record is from RefSeq and is a predicted model, not a curated record. Lineage: Eukaryota; Metazoa; Chordata; Actinopteri; Salmoniformes; Salmonidae.